This is a messenger RNA of Canariomyces notabilis, 2321 nucleotides long. Its product is annotated as MFS general substrate transporter. Gene Ontology annotation, molecular function: basic amino acid transmembrane transporter activity. The coding region runs from base 345 to 2120 and encodes 591 amino acids. NCBI's taxonomy places the organism in Eukaryota, Fungi, Ascomycota, Sordariomycetes, Sordariales, Chaetomiaceae. Gene Ontology annotation, biological process: transmembrane transport; basic amino acid transport. The record is from RefSeq and is a predicted model, not a curated record. Gene Ontology annotation, cellular component: fungal-type vacuole membrane. The transcript is spliced from 5 exons.
CGAUGGUACUAUAUCCGUAUUAUCCAACUAUUCGUUGGAAAGUCUCCGAUCCGUCGGUCCCGGAAGGUGCACCCGAAUGGUUACUUACAAAUCAAAGACAGAGAAUGACGUUCCUUCAAAGUCCACACGCCAAUUUCAUCGACAAUCAUGAAUCAACUUCACAUUGUGUUCCUCCAACGCAUACUUGUACGAGUACUGUGACCAUGAUGUAACAAUUUCAUUAUCUGCAUCCAUCGCCUUUCUUUUCCACUUUUUCACUCAAUCACGCGGCUGCGCAAUUACAGCUGCGUUUCUCAUCUCACCGUGCAGCCGGAACAUCCGGAAAGCGUUGAACAUUCGCAAGGAUGACCGACAUCGACAGACGCCGGCACGGCGACAACGGAAGCUCUACGGCCUCAACUGCCGUGGCCGAAGAUACACCCCUGCUCCGGUCUGAGACCGCCAGUUCCGUAACAGCCCGGGAUGCGUCGCCCGAUGCAAAUGCGCCGUUACUUCCCGCAGACAGCCCAGACGCAACGAAGCAGCCGCUGGGCUGGAAGAGGGCGACAUGCAUCGUUCUGAGCAUGUGGGCGCUCAUCUUCCUACAGGCCAGCAACAUGAGCGGCAUCACGACGACCCAGUCGACCAUCGCCGCCGACCUGGACGCCUACGAGUCCGCCAUGUGGUUCACCAGCGCCUACAUGAUCAGCGUUUCCUCGGUAGCGCCCCUGGCCGGCCGUCUUGCCAUGAUCUUUUCGCCCGCCACCAUGAUCCUCUGGUCGGCCGGCUGCUUCUCGGUGGGCGCCCUUGUCACGGCGCUCGCGCCCAACGCUGUGGUCUUCAUCCUCGGCAGGGUGCUUCUGGGUGUCGGCAGCGGAGGAAUCAUGACGCUGUGCAUGAUUCUGAUCAUCGAGCUCACCUCUAAGAAGCGACGGGGUCUGUGGAUCGGCCUGACUAAUGCUGGCUUCACGAUUGGCGUGUCGGUGGGUGCUGUGGUGUUUGGCGCAUUGCUGCCCGUGAUUGGAUGGAGACUCCUUUUCGGGGCUCAAGCCCCUAUGGCUGCUCUUGCCGGCCUCGGAGUCAGCCUUAGUAUUAACCCGGCUAUGGCCACCAGGGAGAACUCCAAGAAUCGAAGCGUCUGGCAGAAGCUCGCAGGCGUGGAUUACGCAGGCGCCACGACCCUCACCAUAACCAUCGUCCUCUUCCUCUACGGACUCUCGGGUACCAUCCAGCUUCUACCCAUCGCACUAUCGUUCCUUACCCUAGCCAUGUUCCUCACCGCCGAGUCGUUCGCCCGGGACCCCAUCAUUCCCAUUCCCGUGCUCCGAUCCCGCGGCGUGCUGCUUUCCUGUCUCUCGCAACUCGGCUUCAUGGCGUCCCGGUGGACAGUACUCUUUUACGCUCCCAUCUUUGUGCUCGCCGUGCGCGGCCUCCCGCCCGCCGUCGCCGGCGCCAUUCUGCUCCCCACCAACCUUGGCUUUGGGCUGGGCAGUGUGGUCGUAGGAGCCCUCCACAUCCGUCGCGCGGGGUCUUUUUGGCUCCCCGCCUGGGUGUCGCUGCUCCUUUUCAGUACCACACUCUUCACGCUUGCCUUUGUAAGCAACGCAGCGGCGCCGCCCGCCCUGUACAUCGCCAUCGUCUUCCUCAACGGCCUGUGCACCGGCGCUGCGCUCAACUACACCCUCUCGCACCUGCUGCACGUGUCGAGCCCGGACACGCACUACAUUGUCACCUCCCUGCUGUCCACCUUCCGCGGCUUUGCCGGCAGCUUCGGCACCGCCAUUGGCGGGGGCAUCUUUUCGCGCACGCUGCGGGAUGCCCUCACCGAGGGGUUCAAACGGCUUGAUGGCGGCGGCGACGGCGGCUUGGACAGGGCUCGCCAGAAGCUGAUUACCGUCCUGAUCGGCAGCCCCGCCGCGGUCUAUCAGGACGGGGUUCUGAACGCGGCCGAGAGGCUGGUCGCGGUGCAGGGGUAUGAGCGCGCGCUCGAGGUGCUGUACAAGUCUGCGGCUGCGGCGUGUGUGUUGGUGGUGGCCUUGCAGGUGUGCACGGGGUGGACGGCGCCUCCAGGUGAACGCGAGGAUGACGAGGGCGAGAUUGAGGAGGCCGUUGCGGAGCAUGACGGUACGAUGGAGGCGUAGAGGGUCAGUGUUUGUUUGAUUGAAUGAAACACUACUAUGUAAGAGAUGGGCGCGUUAUAGAAAGGAAAUAGAGAGGUGGGUAGGAAAUCACUGUAUAUUACCAAGUGUACUGUACAUACAUAUGGUGCUCUAUUAGCAUCUUGGUUACGUCGAGCCCGCCUUGACCAUUCAGGCGCUUCCUGAAUACUUGUUUACUAUGGC